Messenger RNA from Lepisosteus oculatus (spotted gar), 2725 nucleotides. RefSeq names its product N-acetylglucosaminidase, alpha (gene naglu). The record is from RefSeq and is a predicted model, not a curated record. NCBI's taxonomy places the organism in Eukaryota, Metazoa, Chordata, Actinopteri, Semionotiformes, Lepisosteidae.
GUAGUCAGUGGCGUCACAAGCACUCUCCGCCGUGAUUGGCUGUGCGGUGGUGUCUUCACGGCCGGGCUGUGCGCUGAUUGGUCUCCGAAACGAAGGUUCUGUGCGCUUCCUGUUCCUCGGAGUUUGGAAAGAGCAGCUGAGAGUAGGGCAUCACGGGUUAAGAGCCAUCUAGGCUUCUGCCUUGGGGUCGCACUGUACCGCACAUCCCGGGGGUCCAUGACACAAUGCCCCACGAGAGCUUAACCCGUUUUGCCAUCAUCAUGCUUGUAUCAUUUUCCGCCGUGCUUUCGGCGCAGCGGGAGUUUGACACCCUGGCGCAUCUCAAGCCACAGGCGAGUGACGACACGCAGGCUAGAGCUGUAGGCGACCUCCUGACGCGGCUGAUCGGGCAGAGGGCUGGCGACUUCAUCGUGUCCGUCAACCGGUCUCUAGCGCAGGCCAACGGCAGCCCGGACGCCUGCGAGCUCUGGUCUGCGAAAGGGGACAAGAUCGCGGUGGUGGGGAGCACCGGGGUGGCCGCGGCUGCUGGGGUGUACACAUAUCUGAAGUAUUUCUGCAAUUGUCACGUCUCCUGGACAGGCAGACAGCUGAACGUCCCGUCUCCGCUGCCCCCGAUCACCGGCGUCCUGAGAAUCAGCAGCCCGCACAGGUUCCGGUAUUACCAGAAUGUGUGCACUCAGAGCUACUCCAUGGUGUGGUGGGACUGGGCACGCUGGGAGCAGGAGAUCGACUGGAUGGCACUGAAUGGCAUCAAUCUGCCCUUGGCAUUUGUUGGGCAGGAAGCAGUUUGGCAAGAGGUGUACUUGUCGCUGGGCCUGAAUCGGAGUGAGAUCGACAGCUUCUUCACGGGCCCUGCCUUCCUGGCCUGGAACCGCAUGGGCAACCUGUUCCGCUGGGGCGGCCCGCUGCCCCAGUCCUGGCACCUGAAACAGCUCUACCUCCAGUAUAGAAUCCUGGACCGAAUGAGAUCUCUGGGCAUGAUCCCUGUCCUGCCUGCUUUUUCUGGAAAUGUUCCUGAAGCCAUUACCAGGAUUUUCCCCCAGGCUAACGUGACCAAGCUCAGUCCCUGGAGCCACUUCAACUGCAGCUACUCCUGCGCCUACGUUCUGGACCCACGGGACCCCCUCUUUCAGCGCAUCGGGGCCCUCUUCCUGUCCCAGCUGCUCAAGCAGUUCGGCAGCGACCACAUCUACAACACGGACACCUUCAACGAAAUGACCCCCUCCUCGUCCGAUCCCACGUACCUGUCCGCGGUCAGCCAGGCGGUCUUCACCUCCAUGACAGCAGUUGACCCCCAGGCGAUCUGGCUGAUGCAGGGCUGGCUGUUCGUCCACGACGCCGCGUUCUGGCAGCCGGCCCAGGUGCGGGCUCUGCUGCGCGGCGUGCCCCUCGGCAGGAUGGUUGUCCUGGACCUGUUUGCGGAGUCCGUGCCGGCGUACUCCUUCACCCAGUCCUUCUACGGGCAGCCCUUCAUCUGGUGCAUGCUGCACAACUUCGGGGGGAACAGCGGGCUCUUCGGGACGGUGGACAGCAUAAACCGGGGGCCGUUCGAGGCCCGCCGCUACCCCAACUCCACCCUGGUGGGGGUGGGGCUGGCCCCCGAGGGCAUCGAGCAGAACGCCGUGGUGUACGAGCUGAUGAGCGAGCUGGCCUGGCGCCGGGAGCCGGUCCGCCUGGACAAGUGGGUCUCCCUCUACGCGGUGCGGCGCUACGGCAGCAGUCACCAGAAUCUCCCCGCCGCGUGGAGGCUCCUCUUCCGGAGCGUCUACAACUGCACCCUGCCGGGCUACAAGAAUCACAACCGCAGCCCGCUGGUGCACCGGCCCUCCCUGCGCAUGGCCGCCGACCUGUGGUACGACCCCCGGGACCUGUACGAGGCCUGGAGGCUGCUGCAGGCCGCGGCCGAGCCGCUGAUGGCCGUGGAGACCUUCAGGCACGACCUGGUGGACGUCACCCGCCAAGCCCUGCAGCUCCUGGUGACCGAGUUCUACCAGGAGGUCAGGAGGGCUUUCCAGGGCCAGCAGCUGCAGGAGCUGCUGACCGCCGGGGGGGUCCUGGUGUACGACCUCCUCCCCGAGCUGGACCGGCUGCUGUCCAGCGAGAGCCACUUCCUUCUGGGCGCCUGGCUGGAACGCGCCAGGUCUCUGGCCCUGGGGGACGAGGAGGCUCGGCUGUACGAGUUCAACAGCAGGAACCAGCUGACGCUGUGGGGCCCCGCCGGAAACAUCCUGGACUACGCCAGCAAGGAGUGGGGCGGGCUGGUGGCCGACUACUACGCCCGGCGCUGGGGGCUCUUUGUCGCCGCCCUGGUGGAAUGCCUGGACAGGGGGCGGCCCUUCAAACAGGAGACGUUCAACCGGGCCGUCUUUCAGGUGGAGCAGGACUUCGUGCGCAGCCGGAGGGAGUACCCCUCCACCCCCGUAGGGGACACUUACGAGAUCGCCAGCAGGAUCUUCCUCAAGUACUACCCACAGGCCAUGAAGAAACUGCAGGAAGCCAGUGGAUUUUCGGCAGGAGGCCUUCAUCGUGUUUGAGGAAGCACAGUGAGGAAACUCCUUUUUGUAGAGUAACCCAGCUGCUCCCCACCGAAGGGCACUAAGCAACUGUGUUAGAGGCUUGUCAAUGGUGUCACUUAUUGGCAGCUUUUGAUAUAUUUAGUUUUGUGGCCCUUCUACUCCUCUGUACCUUUUGAACACUAAAUUAUAAAGGCCAUAGCUGAAAUCCA